GAAGAGGAAUGGAUAGCAGAACCUGAACCCGGGGUUCUUAUAACUCUAUCGACUCUCGCUAAUGGAUGCAAUCGUUUGAAAAAGAUUCGCUUCAGUGAGGAGUAUUUUGAUGCUUACGGAGCUCAAAGAUGGUGGGGUGAGAAUCACGAUAAAAUCAUGGAGUUGUACACCAUUCAUCAAGAGAACCAACCACAAGUACCAACUCAAUCUAAUGAGGAGGUAGGAGCUAAUAAUACAAAGGAAACCCACAACAAUUUUGACAGUUCAUCAAGGGGGUCUCAUGAGUCAAUUGAGACUUUUCAAAAGACAGAAGAGAACGUCUCUAGAAAUAGUUCUUCAUCAAGGGAAGGUUCAACUUCUAAUAAUGCAGAGAAUGAAUCAUCAGAGAAUAAAGUAAGGGAGUGGGUGGUUGAAGAUGAACCCGGCGUCUUCGUAACAAUCCGUAGCUUACCAAACGGCUCAAAGGAGCUAUUACGCGUUGAGCUAAGCCGGGAGAGAUUUGGGGAGGUGAAGGCACGAGUAUGGUGGGAAGAGAACAAGGCAAGGUUGCACAAGCAAUACUCCUAAAAGAAAUUAAAGAUAAUCAUCCCAUUUGAUGUUUUUUUCUUUUGUACUUUGUAGAUGUUACCAUCUUUAAUUUCUUUUUUUCCUUUUGUCCCUCUUUUGCAAAUAAAUUACCAAAUUCAUGCUGCCUGAUUUCUGGCGUUUUUGCCACCGCUGAUUGUUAAUUUCUUCCCAAAAGAAACUUGCUUAA
Molecule: messenger RNA, 754 nt
Organism: Asparagus officinalis (garden asparagus)
Lineage: Eukaryota; Viridiplantae; Streptophyta; Magnoliopsida; Asparagales; Asparagaceae
Product: protein Brevis radix-like 2
Exons: 4
Source: RefSeq, a predicted model, not a curated record